Molecule: messenger RNA, 857 nt
Organism: Octopus bimaculoides (California two-spot octopus)
Lineage: Eukaryota; Metazoa; Mollusca; Cephalopoda; Octopoda; Octopodidae
Biological process (GO): snRNA transcription by RNA polymerase III; snRNA transcription by RNA polymerase II
Cellular component (GO): snRNA-activating protein complex
Molecular function (GO): RNA polymerase II cis-regulatory region sequence-specific DNA binding; RNA polymerase III type 3 promoter sequence-specific DNA binding
Source: RefSeq, a predicted model, not a curated record
UAAAAAUGGUAAUUAUCUCUCAAUGUCGUUUAUUCUAGCCUCCUCCGAACGAACACACCAAACUUCUAAAACCUUGGCACAUCAAACAGACACAAAGAGACAAAUAUUGGAAGAAAUGGGAACAGGACCUCCUCAUCAACGCUGUUCAGGAAAAUGCCUGGGAAAUAAUACUGAAGCCCUUCAUGAACAAAAUUGAAAUCUAUACGGAUAAGCUUUUGACAAGUAAGGAAAGCAGUACAAGUGCGAAACUCCAGCAGAAACUCGACCAGCUAAGACAAGAGAUGGCACAAGUGGAACAGAAAGAUAUCAACAGCUUCUUCGAUGAAGAUGGUGACUUUGAAGACAAAUUGGACUGGAUGAAAAUUGCCAAUUUAACAUUCUGUGAUAGACACUCUGAAUUUUCCUGUCGGCUGAUGUGGCGGAAUUGGUUACAACCUGGCAUUAACAAGAAACCCUGGACCAAGGAGGAGACAAUGCGGCUCAGAAAAUUAGUGGAGCUUCAUGGACGGCACCAAUGGCAGAGAAUUGCCAAAGAACUGAAUACCAAUCGCACACCUAUGCAUUGUUUGCAGCAUUACAGGCGAGAACUUGACUCCUUCACUAAACGGGGCUGGACAGAAGAAGAAGACAAAAUUUUGAAAGAAGUUGUCGAAAGCUGUCGUAUUGGCAAUCGUAUUCCUUGGAACCAAGUGUCAUUCUAUAUGGAAGGCCGUAGUAAUACUGCCUGUAUUGCUCGCUGGACGGUGUUGGAUCCGAGCAUCAAGCAUGGUCGAUGGACACAGGAAGAAGAUUCUGUAAGUAUUCUGUGGUCUUUUACGGGCCUGUUACUCAUUUAUGUCUCAAAUUGGUGCCUAUAA